AUGCGAGCUUUCCAGCCUGCUCUGAGGCGGCAGCUGCUGCGACCAAAGUUCAACCCCGGACCUGCCUCGACUGUUCUACAGCCCGUUCGCAGACAGCAGCACAACAGCUAUGGCCAGCACAAGGAAUACUUUCAGACGCCUGGUCAGGCUCCAUUGCCAGAUACAACACCAUACCGAGCUGGCGAGCAGAUCCAAACGGUGUACACCAACACAGAACCCGGUACUUGGUCUCGGAUAGCCAGAAGUCUGAGCUAUUUCUCUCUCUUCAGCACUCUCGGUGCCGUCGCCGGCAUGGCUCUGAUCACAUGGCAAUAUAUGCAGCCGCCGUACCCUCCUGGCUCGCCGGAGGAGCAAGAAAUGCUGGAAGAGAUUGAUGAUCUGGUGAACCACAACCGCAUCGCCGAAGACCUGCGCGAACAGGGCUGGAUCGAGGAAGACUUCUACAUGCGCCGCUCUCGUUCCGAGUUUGGGUAUGGCAUGAACAUGAUACACGAGAAUCUACGCGGGUCUUCUCAGACCUUGAACAUUAAAUGCUUCAAGAAUCCAAACACCAAGUACACCUUCAUCAUCUUCUUUGCUGGGUUUGGAAUGGAUGGCUUUCCAGACGUCAUGCACGGAGGCAUUACCGCGACCAUGAUGCUCGAAGCAGCAGCUAAGCAUGCCUCCAACUUCCAUCCUGACCUCAAUCUGAAAUCGAACGAGCCCGCAAUCAAGAUCGACUAUAAGAAACCUGUGCAUCCUGGCGAGAUCUAUACGAUCAUGCUGCCCCCAGCUGUUGUAGAGCCCUUCCCUGACGAUCACUCCAAAAGGCUACUGAGGGUCACAGCCUUCCUGCUGCGGCUCGAAAACGCACCGAAGAUCGAGUCGCGUUACAAUCCUGCUAAGGGAGUCACGGAGCACAUUGUGGAGGUGACCUCAACGGCUGGCACGGACCCAAAUCUCGCCUUUGCCAGUAUUGUCACCGAGAUUGACGACAGCAACCCCGAGGAACCUUCGACCGGUCCAGACUGA
Cyphellophora europaea CBS 101466 is the source of this 1011-nucleotide messenger RNA. RefSeq lists its product as uncharacterized. The record is from RefSeq and is a predicted model, not a curated record. Lineage: Eukaryota; Fungi; Ascomycota; Eurotiomycetes; Chaetothyriales; Cyphellophoraceae. The transcript has a single exon. The coding region runs from base 1 to 1011 and encodes 336 amino acids.